Messenger RNA from Solanum lycopersicum (tomato), 3243 nucleotides. RefSeq names its product myb-related protein 2. The record is from RefSeq and is a predicted model, not a curated record. NCBI's taxonomy places the organism in Eukaryota, Viridiplantae, Streptophyta, Magnoliopsida, Solanales, Solanaceae. Gene Ontology annotation, molecular function: DNA-binding transcription factor activity; DNA binding.
GUAAGGCCAGGAUAUAUAGAUUCACCAAGGGUACCUCCAAAUCCAAUUAAGACUUAAGUGAAAGGUAAAUUGGGAUCUUCCAUUUGCGAGUUGUCAUGUUUUCCAUCAAACAAGUAUGGAAGUACAUUCCUUUAUUUCUUCUUUUAGAAAGGGGUCAUUUCAUACCAAAAGGAAUAGAAAACUUUUAGCUAGAGGACCUCUUCUCUCUAUUUUAGGGCUAUCCACGCAGAAUAAGUACCAAAUUUAUCGAAGGAGAGAACAAGAAAGUAUUCUUCAUUUGAUUCCUAGCCUUCAGACAAAGCGAAGAAGCAUCUCUCCACUAUAUCUUUUUAUUUUAUUUCUUCUUCCCUUUUCAAUAUUCACAUAUUUUAAAAUAGCAUAGAAUGGAAAGGAUGCUCAAGAUAUUCAGGAAGUUUCAUAUCACUAGGUACAGGCCAAGAUAUUGCAACUAAAAUCAUUAACCAUCCAAUGCCGGCAUGCUUGUUCUGAUACCAUGUAGAGGUUGUCCACCCUCCUUCCGAUCAAGAAUUUCAUGCAGGACCUCGAAGGGAGAUUACACUUCAUAAAAUUAGAUGAUGUUUUUCUCAUAUCACAAAUGAAUAUAUGCCAGUAUACAUCUAGAGUUAUCAGAUAUGGGGAAAGGAAUUGAAUAGCACGACAUGGCUUGACAUAUAAAUAAGAAGCAAUGUAUGAGUAGCAGAGGAUUUGAUACAGCACGAGAUUCAGAAAAUCUAAGACUUCAUAUUAUCUUUAUUUGCCAAGACAAGCUAUAGUCAAUCUGACAUGAUAAAAUAUGUAUCCUCAACUAAUUGCAUGUAUCAUGUCCACAACUAAACAAACUGAAACUGAAGAAAAAAAAGUAUUAUUUGUUCUUGGUUAGGUGUUCAAUAUGAGAAGCAUCUCAACCAUUUCCUACCUUUUCGCCUUUUCUUUCUUGCAUGUAUCUAAUACCCAGUACUAGAUGCUCCAGUCAACAGAAUCAUCCAUUUGAAAAGGAAGAUGGUUUUGUAGGUUUUCAGGACAUCAUAGAUAGUGGAUUCCUCCAAUCUCCAUCAGGGAAAAAAAUAUUCCUCUAUUAAUUCUUGGAAUAUGGUUCCCAAACUUUGCCAGAUAAAGAAUAUAUGUGCAUAGGAAAAAGUCAUUGGUGGAUCAAUUCUUUUACCUAUUGUAAGGUGUGUAAGUGUUUCAUGAACUUAUAAUGCAGAGGAAUAUAAUGCAUAAUGCCUUUCCCUUAGAUUAGAAAGCGAACGUGCAUUCAGGACCCACAAAUGUGUAAAACUGGAAGGACAAGAUUUUUUUAUCUUAAGCUGGUAUGAAAAUUAAAUUGGUCUAGAGUUAGAGGCAAAUUCAGGAUUUAGAGUCGGUGAGUUCAGAAUGAAUAUAUGCAUAUAUUUCAAAUGAUUUUUUCCUAUGUAGACAUGGUUCGACCUAAAAACAAUUGGUUAAGUUGAACCCACAGAACCUACCCUAGAUCCAGCAUAUCUAGUUCCGCUGGACCUGUCCAAGAUGCUAUGCCUUUUGUACCACCCCCUCUUCAUUUGCUUAUCAGGGUAGGGUCUUUUGUUUGGAUUUGGUCAAAGAAAAACAAGGAGAUAUAUUGAGCUGUAGCAGAAAACUUUAUUUAACCAAAUGGAAGACAAUGCUAUAUACAGUGAAGAAUAGUAAAGAAUCAUUACUUGGUAAUUCAAGAGUAAGACAAGACUGGAGCCACUGAACGCGACAUCAGAUUCCCUCUAGGCUAGAAGAUGUACCAUCAUCACCAUCAAGCUCCCAACAUGCACCCUUCAACAAGAAUGUCUUUCCCUGAAAGGCAUCUGUUCCUACAAGGUGGGAAUGCCAAUGGAGACUCAGGGCUUGUUCUUUCAACGGAUGCUAAACCAAGAUUGAAAUGGACACCAGACCUCCAUGAGAGGUUUAUAGAAGCAGUUACACAACUUGGUGGGGCAGACAAAGCCACACCAAAAUCAGUUCUGAAACUUAUGGGGAUCCAGGGACUAACCUUGUACCACUUAAAGAGCCAUCUUCAGAAAUACAGGCUAAGUAAGAACCACCAUGGACAAGCAAAUAUUAGCGGGGUGAAUAAAGCUGCAGCAAGUAUGGAGAAAAUAUGUGAGAGCACUGGAAGCCCCAAGAGCAAUCCAAGCAUUGGACACCAACCAAACAACAAUAUACCAAUAAGUGAAGCAAUACAAAUGCAAAUUGAUGUCCAAAGAAGGCUUCAUGAGCAGCUUGAGGUGCAACGACAUUUACAGCUAAGGAUAGAGGCUCAAGGGAAAUAUUUGCAGGCUGUGCUUGAGAAAGCACAAGAAACUCUUGGAACACAAAACUUGGGAACAAUUGGAUUAGAGGCAGCUAAGGUUCAACUGUCUGAUUUGGUGUCCAAAGUAUCCAACCAAUGCCUGAAUUCAGCAUUUUCAGAGAUAAAAGAACUUUCAGGAUUUCACACUCCACAAACACAAGCAACCCAGCGGUUAGCAGAUUGUUCAAUGGAUAGCUGCUUAACCUCCUCUGAAGGCCCCUUGAGGGACCUGCAGGAAAUGCAUAAUAACCAACUUGGCCUGAGGAAUUUAAACUUUCGACCAUGUACAGAAGAAAUUGAAAAUCAGACCAGGUUACAGCAGACUGCACUAAGAUGGCGUGACGACCUCAAGGAAAACAGAUUGUUUCCCAAAAUAGAUGAGGAUACAGAAAAAGAAUUUGCCAAAGAAACAAACUGGAGCAACUUAUCAAUGAAUGUUGGAAUCCAAGGAGGAAAACGGAAUGUUAACAGUAGCUAUGUUGAUGAAAGACUUAACGGAAUAGAUGCAGACAUCAAACUUUUUCACCAAACCGCAACUGACAGAAGUGAUUCAACGAAACCAGAGAAGCAGGUGUCACCACAAGAGUAUAAGCUGCCUUACUUUGCUCCGAAGCUGGACCUAAACACAGAUGAUCAAACUGAUGCUGCUUCUAAUUGCAAGCAACUUGACUUAAAUGGUUUCAGUUGGAAUUGAUAGAUCUCAUCUCCACAUAGAAGUAAAAACAUGAAUUAUUAUGUCUCAAUCUGACACCCACAUGUGGGAAACUGAGCUGAUGCUCCUUUUGGAAGGAAUAAAACAACGCGUAGAUUAUAUACAAUACCGUAACACCAUUGGUUGGUCUAAUACCUAAUGUAUUGUGUUGCAUAAUUUUUAGCAGUACAAAUAUGAGUAACCUUUAGCAGUUGAAUGUUCCAUAUAUCUAAAACUAAUGCACUUUCCUCAA